GGAUUGUGUGCGUGCGUGUGUUGCUUCCUUCCUGUACUUCCAUCUGGGCACAAGCAGCAAAGCAGCAGCAGGACAACAUAAAGCCUGCCAAAUGGUUGAGAAUAGGAAAAGAAAGGAAAAGAAAGAAAACGAAAGAUCGAGCUGGUGAAGAGAAGCCAUGCAUUUCAUACAGCUGUGCCGUCAAGCCCUGGCAUGUAAACUCCAGUCUGUACAGAGGACGUAAGGUCUGGCGAACUAUGACUUACACACAGUUACAGUCAGACAUGCAGAACUAUUUGCUCAGCGCCAUCAGCUGCCUCUGCCUUUUUCAUAUGGGUCUCCUCACUGAGGAAUGCAGCCAGGGUGUUAGGGCAAAACGUGACACAGUUGAUGCACCAGCAGGGGGCAGUCUGUCUCUGUCCUGUGUGGUCCGGCACUGUGGAGGAAACUGGACGGGACGCUGGUUGUGGAGAAAUGCAACUGCUGAAGAGAUAGUUGAAGAAAGUGUGAGGCACCAUUUGAAUAGUGUGAAGCUCUCAGCCAAUGACACUCAAUUCAUUUUGAAUUUCCUGAGUGUCCACAAAUUAGACGAAGGUUAUUAUGGAUGCAAAGUUACAUGGCCUGAAGGUGAAACUGAUCAGGGACAUUUGACGUAUGUGAACGUCACUGCAGCUGUCCCCUUUCAGAGAAGUGUACUGACCAGAGUUUUGGUCUGUGCCGGUGCUUUUCUUUGUCUUCCCAUCAUUCUGGGAUUGGCUCGUUGUCUGAGUUCAGAGGUCAAGCCUCAGCCACUUCCCAGGACACAGUUCACGCAUUCGGCUGUGUACAGAGACCAACCAGACCCGGCUCCACAGCCUCCACCUCGACGGCCGGUACCCCAGAAGCGGAGCACUUCCUCCCACAAAGCUCGCCCCAAGUCCAAACAGCAGAAGACCGAGGUUGUGUAUGCAGACAUUUCCCAGGAUGCACUAAGACAACAGCGAGCCACCAGAGAGCCUGAGCAGUCCAUUGUGUACUCAUCCCUCAAAUUUUCCUGACUGUAUUCGAUGCAGAGUGGAGGUGGCAAGCUGUCUGCUGAGGAUCAUCUAGUCACUUUUUCUGGGAUUCAGCUUAUUUCACUAUCGCUGGAUCAUUCUUGAGCUCAAGGCCUGAGCACUGUGGAAAAUCAUUAAAGCCGAGGACAAAACAAGACACAAAAGGAUCCAGUCAUUCUUGUUUGUCCAUGUCUAUGGAGUCUCCUGAUUACACCCUGAUGUGGAAUUCGUGACUAUUUUAAUUAUGAGGAAGAGAGAAGUGCCAAACAACUUUCAUAUGCACGUAGCAUAACAGACAGCAAGUGGAGCAGAUAAUGAGGAGAUAUUGGAGCAUGCAUCCAUCAGCUGAACCACCCCGAGGUGCUGCAGUGAGAGGAGACUCAGCCUGGUGUUAUCAUUUCACUUAUGGUGCUUUUAUUGUUUUGAAAUGUGACUGCAGACAAGCAAGCAAAACAUUGAAGACAGUUUGGUAUUGCAGUUUUUAAAAUGUGAAACAAGCUUAGCCUGAAUUACCUAUCAUUUUUUUUCUGGUGCGUUCAUGUAUAUAAAAUAUUCAACUCAAAGCAGAUGUUGCCAAAGGAAGUGUGAAAUAAAAACAAUGUGUCAACAGAAGAAUUGUUAAAAUAAAAUAUUACAUCUAAUCUAAUUUUGCUAUAUACAUACAGAUAAGUAAAAAACAAUUUAAAACAAAAUGUUGAAUUGCAGUUUUAAAAAAUUACAAAUAAGUGAGGAUUAUAUAAACAUAUAUAAACACAUUUUUAAUGAAUGGAAGUGUGUGUGUGUGUGUGUGUAUUUGUGGCAGCAAGAGAUGCCCCAUCUCCUUCUCUUAGUAGUAUUUUUAAUUUUAAGAGCUCAUUUAGUUCUUUCAAAUCUGACAGAUUUCACAGAAUGGAAUUGUUUUUAAGUAAUUGUUCCUUAUUUCAUUGAAUGUUUUACAUUGUAAGAGGGAGUGUAUUUCCCUCACCCCACCCCUCCUCUCAGCCUCACCUGUCAAGGAGGUUUUCUUUUGAUUGCCAUGCCUUUUUUUUUGUGUCUUCCUUCUUUGAUUGCCAGUCUGUUGUCUCUGAGCCCAGAACAAAUUAAAGUGUGAAAUUCCCCCUGUAUUGUGCUGUAA
Messenger RNA from Micropterus salmoides (largemouth bass), 2127 nucleotides. RefSeq lists its product as uncharacterized. The transcript has 5 exons. Gene Ontology annotation, biological process: immune response-regulating cell surface receptor signaling pathway. The record is from RefSeq and is a predicted model, not a curated record. Lineage: Eukaryota; Metazoa; Chordata; Actinopteri; Centrarchiformes; Centrarchidae. Gene Ontology annotation, molecular function: signaling receptor activity. Bases 237 to 1016 code for a protein of 259 amino acids. Gene Ontology annotation, cellular component: plasma membrane.